GCAGCCAGGGAGUGGCUCAGUUCAAUGAAGGCCUCCUGCGCGCCUAGCUGGCGCCACGUGCACCUCCGACAGCGCUCCCAGAAGCGCGGGUAUACUACUGAGGGCGGCUGCAGCCCUGCAAGGUGCGGCUGGGGGCCAGUAACGCGGUGGCUCUCGCUUCGGCUGGCUAGGCGGCAGCCAGCGGCGCUCAACCCCAGUGGCACUCCUUCCGAAGGCGCCGCCUGCCUGCCUGUUAGCCCGCCGCCCAUCAGUGGGUUCGUCCCGCUCCAGGCUUCGCAGGACGCGGGACCUCCACCCAGCCUGUCGCCCGUGUCCCUGACCACGGCGUGGCACAGCGUGGCCAAGCGAGCGCAGCCUAGGUGCAGACCCACCCACUCGCCACUCAAGUCGUCCGACGGAGCCCUGCCGCUCGCUCACAAGCUGAAAAUAACUGGCCAGCCCUCCCUCUGUGCCUUGGUGGCCCCAUCCCCUGCUUUGACCAUGGAGACUCUCAGCAGCUGCUGGACUGCCUCCCUCUCUGAGCUGGUGCCCACUGGUUACCUGGCUCAGGUCUUCCCAGGCUGCCCUGAGGUAGAAGGCCUCCCUGGGAAGGUGGGGCUGAAGGAGUCUGAGCAGUGUGAUAAGGAUGACUUGAGUCCCGGGGAAGAGAGUGGUCAGAACAGGAAGAAAACCAAAGUCAACAAGAUCUGGAAUUUUGUGAGCUGCAGAAAAGGGGCCUCCAGUCUGGGGAAGCGACCCCAGUCCAUGAUUUUACUGGAAGACACCUCCAGGCCGUCAGAGUUGAAACCCAAAGUCACGUUAAUGGAUCGAACGAAGUCAUUCAAGAGGUUGAAGCCUUCAACUGGGGCCUCCAAGAAUACUGACCCUAGGAGCAGCAAGACCCAGGAAACCCAGGAGGCCCCAGGUAUCUACCAGAUGAGGAAAGCCGAGGAGGCCCGGAAGCCCUUCCGCCACUCCUACGCGGGCCACAUUGAGGGCUUGGAGACCUUCCUUGCAGAUGUGCAGAGGCUGGUGCACACCCCAGGAGGGUGA
Molecule: messenger RNA, 1032 nt
Organism: Diceros bicornis minor
Lineage: Eukaryota; Metazoa; Chordata; Mammalia; Perissodactyla; Rhinocerotidae
Exons: 2
Coding region: 25-1032 (335 amino acids)
Source: RefSeq, a predicted model, not a curated record